Paramecium sonneborni is the source of this 1446-nucleotide messenger RNA. NCBI's taxonomy places the organism in Eukaryota, Ciliophora, Oligohymenophorea, Peniculida, Parameciidae. The record is from the annotation of a GenBank genome assembly.
AUGGAUUAAAGUUUCUACCAACCUUACUAAUUGAAAAAAUAUACUAUAGUAUAAUAUUAUUUUAUAGAGGAAUUAUCUACUUUUAUCAGAUUCACUAGAUUACUAAUAUGAUUGUUUAGAAUUAGAGAAUGAUUAAUGGUCGAGUAUUUCUAUUUUGAAAGGUUAUCCAUAGUAUAUCAAAAUUCGAAUUUAAGAAUAUUUUCCUUUGAAAAUAUUUUUCAAUGUGGGAGCUUUUAAAUGCAAUAUUUAUUUUUCAUUCCUGACAUCUUAACCAUCUGAAACGAAUCAUCAAAAACAUGUUGUUAUAAAAUAACAAAAAAUUAUUGUAAUUAAAAAACCAGAAGAACACAAGCAAUUUUUAUUUAUCUAAAUUUUAUGUGAUUUUAGUACCUAAGUCAAACUUAAAGCAUGGUUUUAAUGUAUUAAAUUUAACUUUUAAAUUAAAUAGAAUCCUAAUAUGAUAGAUGCUAUUUUCUUUGUUAUGAUGGAUAAGAUUAGAACAGAAAGAAGACUAGCUCUUAGAUUAACAAUAAAUCAGAUGAUGAAUCCUUUUUUACAGAUAAAAAUAAUACUACUACAAUAAAUAUCAAAAGUGUUGCUGAAUCAAUUAUUCCUCCUAUCAAAUCUAGUAGUGAUAAUCGCAGAUUCAGCAAUGUAAAAUAAAGAAGCGGAUCAAUACCAUUAAAAAAUAAAAUUUUAUAAGUGUAACAGAAAAAACUUUAAUUAUAUUCAUUAAAUGUAAUUCAAAGAUACUAAAAAAUGUUAGUAUCAUCAUAUAAACAAUUAAAUUAAUCCAGAAUGAUGAAAAAAUACAUCAAUCAAUGGAUAAUAACUCUAAAUUUUCUUAGAUAUGUUGAAACACUUUAUGCUCAUUUUAAAAUCAAUAAAAUAUUAAGAUGUAUGUCAAAUUCUCCAAAAUUAUAUGCAUAAAGAUGGAAAUUAGUUAAUGAAAAAGCUCAAACGUUAAAAAUUAGAAUCUUAACAUAAGCUAAUUUAACUCUAUCUUUAUAUUCAAAAUAAUUAAAUGGAAAAGUAUUUAGAUAAGUUUCAUAACUUAUAUAAAUAACUUUGAUAGACACACAUUUUAUUAAAAAACAAGCUUAAUUAUACUAAUCAUUUAUGAGUUUCUACUUGAAAGUAAAAAAGAUUUAAGAGUUUUAUUUUAAAGAAAGAAAUAAGUUCUAUCUUUAAAUGGAAUAAAUGAUUCAAAAUAUCCGAUAACAAAAUCCAACUAUACUUAUUUCAAAAUAAAGAAUGAAAAUUAUUUAAUUCGAAUUUUAUUAAUAGUUGUGUGCUAAACACAAAUAGUAAUAUAAAAGAUUUGUGGAGUCCUAAAUAUCUAAUACUACUUUAUUAACAUCAUUAUUUGCUAUUUUAUCAAAACCAAAAUUGAAUAUAAUGAAGAAUUAAGAAUUAUUGUUCUAAAUUAUAGAAUAAACCAAAUGA